This is a messenger RNA of Symbiodinium necroappetens, 625 nucleotides long. NCBI's taxonomy places the organism in Eukaryota, Dinophyceae, Suessiales, Symbiodiniaceae. The record is from the annotation of a GenBank genome assembly.
GGAGUCCAACCUCAUCGCAGUGAAUGCCGCGGCAACUGCUUGUGAAAAGGCAGCCGAGUGGCGUUGGGCUCUGCGGGGGAUGCAUGGCCUUCGCGAGGCAGGCUUGAGACCAGAUUCGAUCACCUGCAAUGCUUUUCUGGCUGCCUGUGGGAACGCCUCUCUGUGGGAACAGCCCAUCGCACUGCUGAGAGAGACCAGGACAGAUAUCGUCUCUCACAACUGUGCCAUCAAAGCCUGCGACACACUGGAGCAGUGGCAGCGUGCCCUAUCGCUGCUGGCUGACCUGCCGAGCGCCUUGGAGGGGCGAAAGCUUGCGGAUGCAGUCACACACACUGUGGCCAUCAGCGCCUCUCAAAAGCAGACGAGAUGGCAGAGCGGGCUCUUCAUUUGGGACAUCGAACAUGGACGGGAAGCAACGGUAACGACCUGCAACAGUGCCUUGGCGGGCUGCGCAGAUGCAGCUAGAUGGCAGGAGGCUGUCUACUUCACAUGUGGUCUGGCUCUCGCGGCGAAUGGCAACAUGUACUUGAGCUCUUGCGUGAAAUUCGGAUCAGGCCAAUGCGACUGGGAUGAACGAGAUAACCUGAUUGAGCACCUUGCUCAGUUUGCAGGUGGUGCAGCUUGA